AUGACUCAUGAUUUUAUAUCUGGUAGCUGUGAUGAGGGUGGAUUAUUAUCUUCAUCUUUAGCUAAUGAGAAUAACAAUCAAGAUUUUGAUAUUGUGAUGUCUUUAGGUGAAAUUAAUUCACAAGAUGAAUUGAUAUUAACAAAAGCUAAAGGUUUUGUUUUGAUUAAAUGGAAUAAUACAAAAUUAGCUCAUUUACCCUACGAUAAUGAUCUUCGUUGUAUUAAUGGUUUUAAAAUGAAGCAAGAUUAUUAUUCGAAAGAUGGUUCAGUAUUAUGGUCUUUUUUAGAUGAUACUGGACGUUGUACAUCAGUUGAUAGUGCUGCUAUAAAACUUCAACCAUUGAUUAAAAAUUUUGAAUUUGAUUUUAAUAAUAAAUUUCAACAAAGCUUAUUAGAAUUAUCCAAUGAUUAUCAUAAUAAUGAUAAUACACAAAAGAAAAGAAAAAAUAUUUUUCAAGAAGUUUAUUUUCAUGUUAGAAAAUGUUUACUAAAUGUUAAUCCAAAACUAUUUGAAAUGGACACGUUUGAUAAUGUAUUUCGUUUAUUAAGUACUUUCUAUGGUUUUGGUUAUAUUUCAAAAAAUCAAAAAUUAACUAUUAAUGCAUUAAUUGAUUUUUAUUCUAAACAUAAACAUUUAACAAAUGUAAAACGUUCUCAUCAUAUAAUGGAAGAAAUUAUUCAAAUAUUUUCAAUAUAUGAUAUUGAUGUUGUUUUAGCAUUAAAACUAAACUUUUGGCCUGAUAAUGUACAACCAUUUUUAAAACGUUUAGAACGUCGAAGAGGAGAUUUAUAUGAGAAAAUUCGAAAUGAACAUAUGCACGUGAUACCAAGAUAUUCAAAAGAGAACAAUGAUAAGAAUAUUAAAGAAUGUGAAUUUCGUUAUUCAUUUUCGGCUGUUGAAUGUUUAUUAGCAAAAUUAAGAACACCAAAUGAAAAAAUAUUAAACACAAUAGCAAGAAAGAAGGAUAAUCCAGAUGACAUACCAAAAAUUUGGAUUGAUUAUAUUUGUAGUUUGCUUAAUCAACGUACGUGUGAACAUUAUUUUUUAGAAAACGUCAAUAUAUUCGACUCAUAUCCAGUAAAAUUAUUAGAUGAAACAAUUGAGAUAUUACAGAACAGUGUGAAUAGUCAAACGAGAGAAUGUAAAAUAAUAAAAUCAAUAGCAGAUGUUGGUAUUAAAUUCUAUCAACUUGCAAAAGAGAUGAUUGAUAAAUCUAAAGUGAAAGAUAUUAUUUGUGUAUUAAAUGAUUAUCAGAAAUUAAACCGAGAAUGGUUUCAAAAGGAAACAUUGGAAAGGAAUGAUCUAAGAGACAUAUUUAUCAUGUUAAAUUCAUUUGCCAUAUUUGAUGGCGAAGAAAAAAAUAAUUGGCUAACAUCGAAGUUGGCUAACAUGGUCGUAACGAUCGUUCCGUCGGUAACAAAUCAAUGUCAAUCAUAUGUUUGGAACGUUCGAGACGAAAAUGAUAAAGUCAAUGUUACUCUUUAUUAUGAAACACUUUGUCCCUUUUGUCGACAAUUCAUAUCAGCACAAGUUUCCCCAGCAUAUCAAACAAUUCUUGAUAUUAUUAACAUCACUCUUGUUCCCUAUGGAAAUGCACAUGAAACAUAUCAACCAGAAACUCAACUCUAUCAAUAUGUUUGUCAACAUGGUGCUGAUGAAUGUUUAGGAAAUCUUAUUCAUGGAUUCAUCAACUGUACUGAAUCGUCCACUGGUGACAUGAAAAGUGUUGCUAUUCAAUGUGCAGAGAAGACCAAAAUUAAUUAUACUACAAUCGAUGCAUGUACAAAAAGUAAAUUGGGUAAUCAAUUACAGCAUGCAUACGCUGUCCAAACAGAAAAUCUUCAACCACCACAUAAAUAUGUACCAUGGAUAACAAUCAAUGAUCAGCAUACAGAAGAUAUGCAAGAGCAAGCACAAAAAGAUUUAAUCAAAUUUGUGUGUCAAACAUAUAAGGUAUUUUUCAAAAAAUAA
Molecule: messenger RNA, 1971 nt
Organism: Didymodactylos carnosus
Lineage: Eukaryota; Metazoa; Rotifera; Eurotatoria; Philodinida; Philodinidae
Source: the annotation of a GenBank genome assembly